UAUAUAUACUAUUCCUUAAAAUUUAUUAACUUUAUUGUAUGUCUGAAACUACUGGAAUAUGGACAAAAUCAUGUUGCAUAUCAAAAAGAUUAGAUGGAAAGUUGGCUAUUGUCACUGGAUCUAGUGCAGGAAUUGGUUUGAUUACAGCUGGUGAAUUAGCCCGUCGUGGUGCUAAGGUAAUCAUGGCAUGCAGGAAUUUAUCGAAAGCUGAAGGCGUGAGAAAACAACUGUUGGAGAAAUAUGGUGUUAACAAUCCAGACAGCGUGAAUAUUGAUAUAGCGUGUAAAGACGUGACUCAGUCAUUGAGUCCAAUUAAAAAUGAUCAAUUGAUUAUUGAACAACUUGAUUUGGCCUCUCUGGAUUCAGUCAGACAGUUCGCUGAUCGAAUAAACUCCAAGUAUACCGAGUUGGACAUUCUAAUCAAUAAUGCUGGUCUAAUUGUCGGUAAAUACGAGAAGACAGUUGAUGGCUUCGAAAUGACCAUAGGAGUUAAUCGUUUAGGACAUUUCCUGUUGACAGAAUUGUUGUUACCACUGUUGAAGCGAUCAGCUCCAUCAAGAAUAAUUAAUGUGUCCUACAUGGCACACUAUGCCGUUCGAUUGAGUAAACCAGAUUUGCAGCUUCCCGAGGGUGAAUACAGUGAACUGAAGGCCUACAGUCAGUCGAAACUAGCAAAUGCGAUGCACGCAGUUGAGUUGAGUGAGCGAUUGCAAAAUAGUGGAGUGACGGUGGUUAGUUUACAUCCUGGUGCAGUGAAGACUGAAAUUCAAAGUUGUGUCAAAGGAUUUUUUAGUAAAAUGUUUGUUACACUAGUGUGACCGUUUUUCAUCGAUUCAUGGUAAGGUGCAC
This is a messenger RNA of Trichobilharzia szidati, 849 nucleotides long. Lineage: Eukaryota; Metazoa; Platyhelminthes; Trematoda; Strigeidida; Schistosomatidae. The record is from the annotation of a GenBank genome assembly.